GGGAGUCAUGUGAUACCAAGAUGGCGGUGCCGCGGUAGCUUCCCUGGGACAGUACGGUCCUAGGAGCCGCGACAGUUUCUGCCCUUAGGUCGUGAGGAGACUCAUUUGACUGGUUCUGCGGUAGCCCGUGGCGAGGAUUAAUGACCUGAUCAGAGCUGGGACUGUUGAUGUCGCCGGUAGGUUCCGGGGAGUGCUGGUGACUUAGGUUCAGGAACCUGGCGCCGGCCGGGCAAACGCUGGAGAAUGGCCAGCCUCCGUCAUCUGGACCUGCAGCUUGGGAGUUCAUGAGGCUUCCCCAGGGCCUCACAGGUUCCAAACCUCGAGAGUCUGCGACAAUUCCAGUUCUUCGUUGUGUGAGAGAGAGGGAAGUUUAGGAUCCCCGGAAGUGCAAAGAAGGCCGUUCCAAGAACUUCGCUUUCUCAUCCAGAGGCCUGACUCCCCCGCCGACUAACCCUGCAUUAUUUUCCAUUUCCUCUCAAUGUGCUCGCCAUAUUUCAGGAAAUAUGAUCAGCGCCCCUGAUGUGGUGGCCUUCACCAAGGAAGACGAAUAUGAGGAAGAACCUUACAAUGAGCCCGCUUUGCCUGAGGAGUACUCUGUCCCUCUCUUUCCUUAUGCCAGCCAGGGAGCAAACCCCUGGUCUAAACUGUCUGGGGCCAAGUUCUCCAGGGACUUCAUCCUCAUUUCCGAGUUCUCUGAGCAGGUGGGACCCCAGCCUUUGCUUACCAUCCCCAAUGACACCAAGGUUUUUGGCACUUUUGAUCUUAAUUACUUCUCUUUGCGGAUUAUGUCGGUAGAUUACCAGGCUUCGUUCGUAGGCCAUCCCCCUGGUUCUGCCUACCCCAAGUUGAACUUUGUGGAAGACUCUAAAGUGGUACUGGGAGAUUCUAAGGAAGGGGCCUUUGCAUAUGUGCACCACCUUACCUUGUAUGACCUGGAGGCCAGGGGCUUUGUGAGGCCCUUUUGUAUGGCUUAUAUCUCUGCAGACCAGCAUAAAAUCAUGCAACAGUUCCAAGAGCUUUCGGCCGAAUUUUCCAAAGCAUCUGAGUGCUUGAAGAUGGGCAACAGGAAGGCAUUCGCUGGGGAACUUGAAAAAAAGCUGAAAGACUUGGAUUACACGAGGACAGUGCUACACACAGAAACCGAGAUCCAGAAGAAAGCCAAUGACAAGGGUUUUUAUUCUUCUCAGGCAAUUGAGAAAGCCAAUGAACUGGCCAAUGUGGAGAAGUCCAUCAUUGAACAUCAAGAUUUGCUGAGGCAGAUCCGCUCAUACCCUCGUCAGAAGAUGAAGAUACCUGACUUGCAUACUGGUGAUACAGAGCAUACCCAGGAUCAGGCUGACCAGGUAUCCACUACCUCUAAUCCUGAGGAGUCUGCUAAUGCAGACCUUUAUACCUGCAGACCGGCUUACACCCCCAAACUCAUCAAAGCAAAGUCCACCAAGUGUUUUGACAAGAAGUUGAAGACCUUGGAGGAACUCUGUGACACUGAGUAUUUCACUCAGACCCUGGCCCAGCUUAGCCACAUUGAACACAUGUUCAGAGGAGACCUGUGCUACCUCCUGACCAGUCAGAUUGACAGAGAGCUUCGAAAACAACAACCCAUAACGAAUUUCCUCUUUGAAGAUUUUGUAGAGGUGGAUGACAGGAUGGAGAAGCAAGAGAAUGUGCCCUCUCAGCCUAGUCAGGACAGGCUGCCUCCCAAGCCUGUAGAAGAAUGCCCCAUUCCUAAAGUGUUAAUUAGUGUUGGCUCUUACAAGUCCAGUGUGGAGUCUGUAUUGAUCAAGAUGGAGCAGGAACUGGGAGAUGAAGAGUACAAGGAAGUGGAUGCAACAGAGGCACGUGGUUUUGACCCCCAAGAGAACCUGGACUACCUGGAUAUGGACAUGAAAGGGAGCAUCAGUAGUGGGGAAAGCAUCGAGGUUCUGGGCACCGAGAAGUCAGCCUCUGUGUUGUCGAAAUCUGACAGCCAGGCCAGCCUCACCGUGCCAUUGAGCCCCCAUGUAGUCCGUAGCAAAGCGGUCAGCCACAGGACAAUCAGCGAGGACAGCAUUGAAGUCUUAAGCACCUGCCCUUCUGAGGCCCUCAUUCCUGACGACUUUAAGGCCAGCUACCCAAGUGCCAUUAAUGAAGAAGAAGCCUAUGCGGAUAAUGAGGGGGCCAUCCAUUUCCGGGCAAGUGCCAGCUCACCAGAACUGGAUGAGACUCAGGAGGGCAACUUGGAAAAUAUCCCAUCCCAAAUAGACUCCAGCUGCUGUAUUGGAAAAGAGAGUGAAGGCCAAUUGGUGCCUCUCCCAACCCCAGCCUACACUCUUUCUGAUGAGGAUGGUGUAGUGAGCAUUCCCCCACAGCGCUACAUUCAGAAGGACCAGGGGCUCCACGUGGACUUUGGAAUGGAAAACACUGACCCUUCUCCCCGAGACAACAGUUGUGAAAUGUUCCCAGCUUAUGAGCUGGAUCCAAGCUGCCUUCUGGCUAGCCGAGAUGUUAGUAAGAUGAGCCUGGAUAACUACUCGGAUACCACUAGCUACAUGGGCAGUGUGGCCUCUGCCAGCUCGGACAGAAUCCCCUCUGUACCUCCUGCUGGCCUAUCCUCUGAGAGGCACAAAAAGAGAGCUGGCCAGAAUGCCUUAAAAUUCAUCCGCCAGUACCCUUUUGCCCACCCAGCCAUUUACUCCCUGCUCAGUGGGAGGACACUUGUGGUCCUUGGUGAAGAUGAAACCAUAGUCAGGAAGCUGGUAACUGCACUGUCCAUCUUUGUUCCCAACUAUGGCUGCUAUGCCAAGCCGGUGAAGCACUGGAUUUCUUCCCCUUUGCAUAUUAUGGAUUUUCAGAAGUGGAAGCUUAUUGGCCUACAAAGAGUGGCCUCUCCUGCCAAUGUGGGUACCCUCCAUACCCUGAGCCGUUACAGCCGCUAUACAAGCAUCCUGGACCUGGACAGCAAGACCCUACGCUGUCCCCUGUACAGGGGCACACUGGUACCCCGCCUGGCUGACCAUCGCACUCAGAUCAAGCGGGGCAGCACAUACUACCUUCACGUCCAGAGCAUGCUCACCCAGCUCUGCUCCAAGGCAUUCCUCUACACCUUUUGCCACCACUUGCAUCUGCCCGCCCACAGUGAGGAGACACAAGAAGCAGUGGCCAGCAGACAAACCAGCUUCCUAAAGCUAACCCUGGGACUCGUGAAUGAGGACGUCAGAGUGGUCCAGUACCUGGCUGAGCUGUUGAAACUACAUUAUAUGCAGGAGUCACCCGGGGCCACUCACCCACUGCUCAGGUUUGACUACGUCCCCAGCUUUUUGUACAAAAUCUAAGGGUUCCAGCCACUGUGACCAAGACCUGUGACUCAGGGCAUGGGGAGCGAGAAGGGUUGGUGUGACUAAAUGGUUGCCUGA
This is a messenger RNA of Mus pahari (shrew mouse), 3392 nucleotides long. RefSeq names its product SMCR8-C9orf72 complex subunit (gene Smcr8). Gene Ontology annotation, molecular function: GTPase activator activity. Bases 504 to 3311 code for a protein of 935 amino acids. Lineage: Eukaryota; Metazoa; Chordata; Mammalia; Rodentia; Muridae. The record is from RefSeq and is a predicted model, not a curated record. The transcript is spliced from 2 exons. Gene Ontology annotation, cellular component: guanyl-nucleotide exchange factor complex.